This is a messenger RNA of Paramecium octaurelia, 792 nucleotides long. The record is from the annotation of a GenBank genome assembly. Lineage: Eukaryota; Ciliophora; Oligohymenophorea; Peniculida; Parameciidae.
AUGCCAAUAUAUUUUCUCUCUUUGCUAAUUAUUGCGAGUGGACAAUGCAUCGAGAAUGUAUAUCUCCAAAUUCCCAAAUCAGUCUAGAAACAAUAAUCAGAAACCGAUAUCGUAAUAAGAUUGGAAGGAGAAUACAUAAUUGGUUAUGGCGAGGAUUUUAAUAUCAAUGAUAAAUCUAAAAUUCAAAUACUCCAGUCUUCACUAAUUUUCGGUCCCCAAAAUUUUGAGAUUUAUUGUCCAGCUAUCCAUAUGAUUCCAGACGAAGAAGAAGCCAAAUGCGAAAUCAUAGUAAAUAUGUAUCAAAUGAACACAACAGAAAUCGAUAACUUAGCCUUUGCUUAAUUAGUUAUUCCUGUUGAAACAAAUAAUAAUAUUCGAGAAAACCCUACUCUUCAAAUCUAAAAUAAUUUCUAAUUAAGAUUGGUUGAUUUGGCAGAACAAUUGAAGGAUGUCGAGUAUUUUGUACAAUAUGAGAAUUGUGGUAGAAAGAUAUUCAUUCUGUCUGAUUCCUUGCCAGUAACAGCAGAACAAAUAGUAAAUUUACAAAAUUACUCUAAAUCUUUGAACUCUACAGCUUAAACAGAGUCAAUAACCCCAUUACUCAAAGGUUUGAUUAAGGUUGAAAAUUUUACUGUUGAUAAAAGAUCUACUAUACAUCUAAUUGCAUUAUUCACUAUAAUUUGUGGCGUCAUUUUGUUAGCUUGCAUUCGAGCAUUCAAGAAGAGAGUUGAAGAAAACUCAACUUAGAAUGAGGAGUUAUUGAAUCAAUAAGAAAUGAAAGUUUUAAAAUGA